Molecule: messenger RNA, 426 nt
Organism: Paramecium primaurelia
Lineage: Eukaryota; Ciliophora; Oligohymenophorea; Peniculida; Parameciidae
Source: the annotation of a GenBank genome assembly
AUGGCAAAAAUAAUCAUUCUAUUGAUUAAAGAUAUCAAAAGAAAUUAAUGUUUAUGUUAGUCUGGUUAUUAUUAUGAUGAAAUAAAUCUACCAUGCCUACCAAUAUGUGGAGAUUAAAUCAUAGUUGAUGAAGAAGAUUGUGAUGAUGGUAAUAAUGAUCCAUUUGAUGGACUUUAUUAAUGUUAAUUUAAAUGUUAAGAUGAAUGUUAAGUUUGUUUCAAAGAUAAAUGUUAUCAAUUCAAAGAUAAUUAUAAAUUAAUUGAGGCAAUUUACUCUUGCAUAUAAAUUUGUAAUGAUUAGUAAUAAUUAAAAAUGAUUAAUGCAAUGAUAGCAAUGAUAAUAAAUUUGAUGGAUGUCAUUUUUGUUAAUUUUAAUAUUGCUAUAAUUUUAUCCAUAUUGUAGUUUAGGAAAUUUUUAUAAAUGUGA